This is a messenger RNA of Python bivittatus (Burmese python), 2412 nucleotides long. RefSeq names its product ankyrin repeat and EF-hand domain containing 1 (gene ANKEF1). Gene Ontology annotation, molecular function: protein binding; calcium ion binding. NCBI's taxonomy places the organism in Eukaryota, Metazoa, Chordata, Lepidosauria, Squamata, Pythonidae. The record is from RefSeq and is a predicted model, not a curated record.
AUGUCUUUCGCUGACAAGAGGCUUGAAAACCUCCAGAUCUAUAAAGUUCUUCAGUGUGUUCUCCAGAAGGACAAGAAACAGAUUGAAAAGCUCACCAAGCUUGGAUACCCUGAACUCAUCAAUUUCACUGAGCCAGAAAAUGGAGACAGUGCCCUUCACUUGGCCUGUGUGGCCAAUGACGUUGACAUGUGCAACUUUCUUUUAGAGCUUGGAGCUCACCCUGAUGUCCAAGAUCGAAUGGGGCGCACUCCCGUGAUGAAAGCGGCAGAACUUGGCCAUGACUUGGCCUUGGACGUGCUAGUCCAGGCUGAGGCAGACAUGACAAUAGUUGAUGCAGAAGGAAAAGGAGUGCUGUUUUAUUGCAUUCUGCCCACCAAACGGCACUACCGCUGUGUUCAGAUGGUCCUCGAAUUUGGAGCGGAUGUUAACAACUGUACUAUUGAGGGGAAGCCAGUUUUCGUACAAGCCUGUGAGCAAGCCCACGAGAUCAAAGAGAUAUGUAUGACAUUUUUGGAAAGAGGAGCAGACCCCAAUGCAACAAACCCAGCAACAGGCCGCACUGCCUUGAUGGAAGCAGCAAGAGAAGGGGUUUUAGAUGUGGUCCGGGGUAUCCUGGAGAGAGGUGGGAAUGUUAAUGUUUUUGACAACGAGCGACACCAUGCUGCCCAUUUUGCUGCCAAAGGAGGGUUUUUUGAGAUCCUGAAGAUUAUUUCUGCUUACAAUGGAGACGUGGGCCUCAUAGCCAUGAAUGGAAAUACACCACUUCAUUAUGCUGCUGCUGGGGGUUUUGCAGAGUGCUGCAAGUUUAUUGGUCAAAGAGGCUGCGAUCCUACUUGGAGAAACUUAGAGAAGAAGGUACCAAGACAGGUUGCUAAAGAUGGUGGGUUCAAAGCAGCAGCAAAGGAAAUACGUAAAAUUGAACGGCGAUAUGCCAAAUUUUUUAAACCCAAACCUGGAGUAAAGGACCCCAAUCCACCCUGGGCUAUCAGGUUACAUGAUUGGUCUGGAGAACAUCAGGCGAUUCUUCGUGAAAUAUUUGAGGCAUCUGAUCGAGGUGAUGGGACUGUGAGCAAGGAGGAUUUUAUAUCCAUUAUUGAGGAAAGGUGUCCGUUUAUUGAGCCAGAGCAAAUACAGACAAUAGCGCAGGCUCAUGAGAAAACACGCGCAGGGGGAGUUAACACUGAAGAAUUUCUGAAGGGCAACCGGUACUUGCAGAAGGCCUUUCUUCUUGGAACUUAUGGUCCAAAGAAGAAGAAGCCCAAGAAAGCGAAAGGCAAAAAAGGAAAAUUUGCCAUGCCAAUGCCAAUCUGCGUCAUUCCAGAGAGUUCUCGCCCUCGUCGUAUGGACGGGGGUCCACCAGAAUACAUGAUUGAAACUUAUCAAAAUGUGACUGACUGCAAUCGGUUCAAUCGGGAUCACCCUCCAGAACAUCCAUUACAGGAUGAUUCCUGGUGGUAUGUUGAUGACCCACCGAAGACCUAUGCCAACAUCAACUACCUUGCCAAAGAGGGGGACCUUUCAUCGUUAAAAAAAGCAUUGGAGGCAGGGGUGCCGGUAGAUAUCAGAGACCAUUUCUAUAAAACUCCAUUGAUGGCUGCCUGUGCGAGUGGCAACAUGGAAACAGUACAGCUCCUUCUCGAAAAGGGGGCGAGUGUGAAUACCACAGACAAUUUCAUGUGGACUCCUCUCCAUCAUGCAUGCCAUGCAGGGCAGCAGGACAUCGCCGAACUCCUUGUGAAAUAUGGUGCGGCGAUAGAUGCUAUUUCAAUCAAUGACGGAACACCACUGAUGAGAGGUAUCGAAAGCAGCCGUUUGGACACUGUGCAGUAUUUAAUCAACAGUGGUGCUAAGGCGCAGAUGACAAACCGAAAAGGACAAAACACACUGGAAAUUGCCAAGGCCUAUGCGGACAACCGACUGAUCCACUUCAUUCAAGACACCCUGGACCACUUGCCACAAGCACCAGAAAGCAAAGGGGAUAAGCAGAAAGGAAAAAAGGGGGGCAAACCUAAAGCCCCUGCUCCUGCUCCUACUCCUCCUGCUCAGGCUCCAGCUCCUCCCAAGGCAAAGUCUUCAGAACAGUCAAAGGAGUCUGUGAAAGCUGAGAUGCUACAACCCCUUGACACUGUUGUUGAGAAAUCACUCUUUGAGGAAAAGAAGGAAUCCUUCAAGGAUAAUGUUGUUCAUUUGAAUUCCCUGAUAACCAGAGGAGCUACAAGGAAACUUAAUAUCACUUUCACACCACAGAGAACUUGGAGUCCUGAGGCAACAACAAAAGAUCUUCUCAAAAAGAGGGAGUUGCGUCGGCAGCGUUUUACUUAUGAGGUGGACUUUGAUGAUUUCAUGAUGCCAUUUAAGAAGAAUUUCAUGGAGAAAAUCCGUACGCUGCAACAGAGUGCUGCCUUGCAUUAA